Molecule: messenger RNA, 261 nt
Organism: Dibothriocephalus latus
Lineage: Eukaryota; Metazoa; Platyhelminthes; Cestoda; Diphyllobothriidea; Diphyllobothriidae
Source: the annotation of a GenBank genome assembly
AUGAUCCUAACCCAUCUGCCCCGUCAAUACUUAUUCAUCGCUGCCGGCGCCACCUUACCAUCAUCCUCCUCUUCCUUCUCCUCCUUGUCCUUCUAUCCCUAUUCCCUCCUCCUGCUCAUCAUCAUCAUACUAAUCGGCAUCACUAUCAUCAUUGGUUGCAACGAUACCAGCAAUGCAACAACCUAUGACCUACCUACAACGGCUUUUUCACAGCAACGUCGUCGUCAGCAGGGCCAUGACCAUUAUCGUAAGCAUAAGUGA